AUGGCAAAAACUUACGAUUAUUUGUUUAAAUUACUUUUAAUAGGUGAUUCUGGAGUUGGUAAAACAUCUAUACUAUUUAGAUUUUCUGAAGAUGCUUUUAAUAUCUCUUUUAUAUCUACCAUCGGUAUUGACUUUAAAAUUCGGACGAUAGACCUUGAUGGUAAAAAAGUCAAGUUACAAAUAUGGGACACUGCUGGACAAGAGCGCUUCCGUACUAUAACAACUGCUUACUACAGAGGUUCCAUGGGCAUUAUGUUGGUCUAUGAUGUGACAAAUGAAAAGAGCUUUGAAAACAUUAAGAAUUGGAUAAGAAAUAUUGAAGAAAAUGCCAGUGCUGAUGUGGAAAAAAUGAUUCUUGGCAAUAAAUGUGAUUUGGAUGCAAAAAGACAGGUUUCAAAAGAGCGAGGUGAACAGUUAGCUAUAGAAUAUCAAAUUAAAUUUGUAGAAACGUCAGCAAAAGACUCAUUGAAUGUGGAAUAUGCAUUUUACACUUUGGCCAGAGAUAUAAAAGCAAAAAUGGAAAAGAAACAGGAAGCGAGCAAUCCCCCCGGUGCUAGAAGCGGCGCGCACCAACUCCGAGCGAAUGAACAACAGCGCAAGCCACCGUCCUGGCUGUCGCGUUGCAGCGUGCUC
Molecule: messenger RNA, 633 nt
Organism: Iphiclides podalirius (scarce swallowtail)
Lineage: Eukaryota; Metazoa; Arthropoda; Insecta; Lepidoptera; Papilionidae
Source: the annotation of a GenBank genome assembly